AUGGCUCCUCUGUUUCUGACGAAAAAAGAUCUUUUACGCGUUGAAACCCCUUCUUAUGACGUGACAACUGAUGCUUUCAAAACGCAUGAUACAGAAUUGGUCACUGAUAUUUUUAAAGAGGACGAUGCAUCAUCUACCCUGAAAGCUGAGUACACAGAGGCCACAGAGAUUGUUCUCACAACUGUUUUGCCUUGCGCUUAUGUUUCUUGUCAAAAUGGUGGUAAUUGUGUUGUUGAAGCAGCAUCUUUUCUGUGCAAGUGCCCGGAGCCUUUUCACGGAAGCCUCUGCGAGCUCCAUCCCUGCGAUGGAGUAGAUUGCGAGAACAAAGGAAUCUGCAUCAGUGAAUCUGCCGUUUUUGGAAAUGUCUGCGAACAUCAUCCUUGCGAUGGUAUCAACUGUCAAAAUGGUGGAACUUGCGAUGAUCAAAAUGAGGUCGGUAAAUGCAAUUGCCCAGAGCCAUUUUUGGGUGAUCUCUGCGAUAAACAUCCAUGUGAUGAUCUUGAAUGCGGUGAUCAUGGAGACUGUAAUGUUGAAUCUGGAAAUGCUCAAUGUUCUUGUCAUGAACCAUAUACAGGAGAUAAAUGCCAAACUCAUCCUUGCGAUUUAAUAACCUGUCAAAAUGGUGGAAACUGUAUCGUUGUAAAUGGAAACGGUCAAUGCAGUUGCUCUGGUUCAUUCAGUGGUAUAUUCUGUCAAUGUCCGCCGAAUUUUGUACGACCAGCGGAAAGUUUGAACUGGCAAUCGGCAAAAACUUACUGCACUCAAAUUGGAGGUUUUUUGGCAUUCUUUCGGGACGAGAACGAGUUCAGCAUUUUUAAAAACGCUCGACACGAUAAUAAUGAAGAGUGGAUCGGAUACCACCAAAAGUACCCCAAUAAUAAUGAUAUCUACGAAACAGUUGACGGAGAAGAGGCAAUUUUCUUCAAUUGGGAUAAGAGUAGCGGUGAACCAAGUAGUGCUGAUGAACAAUGCGUGAAAAUCAAGCCAGCCGAGCAGUUUGUUAUGCAUGAUUCGGGUUGCAACGCUCUCAGAAAAUUUACCUGUAUGAAAUCGCAAAAUUGCUGA
This is a messenger RNA of Oikopleura dioica, 1065 nucleotides long. The record is from the annotation of a GenBank genome assembly. Lineage: Eukaryota; Metazoa; Chordata; Appendicularia; Copelata; Oikopleuridae.